This is a messenger RNA of Pseudomyrmex gracilis, 2110 nucleotides long. RefSeq names its product membrane metallo-endopeptidase-like 1. The coding region runs from base 96 to 1922 and encodes 608 amino acids. Gene Ontology annotation, biological process: protein processing. Gene Ontology annotation, cellular component: plasma membrane. Gene Ontology annotation, molecular function: metalloendopeptidase activity. The record is from RefSeq and is a predicted model, not a curated record. Lineage: Eukaryota; Metazoa; Arthropoda; Insecta; Hymenoptera; Formicidae. The transcript has 14 exons.
CCGUAUACUUGUCGUCUGCAGAAAUCUUAGAAGCACCGUUUAAGCCAGAUGAUACUCUGUCUUUGCAACUAGCAAAAUUUAUAUUUGCGGUAUGCAUGGAUAAAGACAGAGAAACAGUCGGUGAGAGUAACUUGAGCAACAUUGUAAAUAGCUUUGGCGGAUGGCCAAUAGUUAUGUCUCUUCACGAAUGGAGUACAAAAAAUUUGACGUGGCAAAAUAUUAGCACUAUUUUGCACAGAAAUACAUUUGACAACGGCAUUUACCUAAUAAGCGUGUCUAUAAAUAGCAAGAUGACCAACAGUAACGUUAUCAAUAUUGUAGAACCGCGCCUUUCUUUGACUCGAGACAAAAUGAUUCAGUUAAACACCACUCAGACGCUGAAAGACGACUUAAUAUCCCAAAUUGUUAGCGUUGCGAAAAAUCUUAUAAAAGAAACUAAUAGAACCGAAAUGAACAAUUUUACUCAAGAUGCACUUGAUAUACUACACUUUGAAAUGGAACUGGCUAACGUAACAAGCAGCAUGGGAACAUCGAAGGAUAUUGAUCGAUAUUUCUUUCCGCUAACAAUCCAACAGUUGCAAGUAGAGUAUGACAAACAACAACCAGAAAUGAAGGGAAAGAUUAACUGGCAUUCAGCCAUUCAGGAAGUGUUUGCUUCAGAAGGAAUCACGAUUGAACCGGAUGAAAAGCUCAUCGUUCCAGCAUACAAAUAUCUCACCAAUUUAGUACCGUUAUUGGAACGAACACCAUCACGUACUAUUGUUAAUUUUAUGCAAUGGACCAUAAUCAAACAGCUAAUUGAUUACACCAAAGAACCCGAAGCAAAUAGUUUCGCAGGCGUAAGACCGCAUGCGGACGCAGUCGAUAAACAAAUGGAAGAAGAUGAUACAAGGUGGAUGAGUUGUAUCAGAAAGCACAACUUAAAAUCUGCUAUUUCACAUGAAUAUAUCGAGGAAUAUAUAUCGCUCGAAAACAUAGAGGACAUCAGAGAAAUAACUACAGACAUUGUAAGCUCUGUUCGUCAACAAAUACAAAAAGUUACGUGGAUGGAUGAACCUACAAGAUUAGCGUCACUCGAGAAAUUCGCGGAUAUGAACUUCGCGUUUUUUAAGCCCGAUUGGUACAGCGACGAAGCUAUUGACAGAUAUUAUGAAAACCUGAACGUCAGUUGGAGAUAUCUCGACAAUAUCAUAAAUAUUCAUAAAUUCGAGAGGAAGAAUCUACUGAACUUGCUCAGAACACCCGUAACCAAAGACUUAUGGUUUAUGGAACCGUCAGUACCGUUUGCAUACUACACUCCUUUUCUCAAUAAAAUCGUUGUAACUGCUGCCUUAUUACAAAGUCCUGUGUAUGACAGAAAUCGUGUUGCGUUGAUGAAUUAUGGAUCGCUAGGAUUUGUUAUUGGACAUGAAAUUAAUCACGCCUACACUUCUAUAAAUAGUAGGUUUGACAAAGAUGGCAACAUUGGGCAAUGGUGGACACAAAACACUAUCGAUAAGUACAACAAUAUAACGCAAUGUUUCGUUGACCAAUACAACGAGUAUCUAGUUCCGGAAUUAGAGAAUAUUCGAGUAAACGGACAACAGUCGGUCAAUGAAAACUUUGCCGAUUCUGCUGGAAUUGUUGCUGCAUAUUAUGCGUACAAGAACAGAAAAGCAAGACUGAAUGAAACAGAUUGGCGACUGCUAGGACUGGAAGAGUACAGCGAAGAUCAAAUCUUCUUCUUGACUUAUGCUCAACUUCUCUGCGAAAGUGUUCUGCCGGAACGGAUAAAACAAGAUAUUAAUUUUGAUCCUGUCCAUUCUGCGAAAGAAAUUCGGGUUCGCGGCAGUCUUUCAAACUUUCGUGAGUUCUCCGAGAUUUACAAUUGUUCCCUGGGAAAUCGAAUGAAUCCGGAAAAAAAGUGCGUAGUUUGGUACUAAACCGACGAACAACGAAGACACGUGGAAGUAAUGGAACUACAAAAUUAUGAUUGCGGGUUUUUCUUUCCUUCAGCAAACAAGUCAUUUGUAAUAAUCAAAAACAUAUUACAUAUGUAAUACAUUAGUGCUUGUUAAAUAUUAAAUACAUUUGGGAUAAAAUAGUUUUGAGUUUCUUUUGCACGAAUAAA